AUGCCGCCGUUGAAGGUGCACUUGGCCGAUGAGCCGCGGCCUAUAAGAUGCAAGGCCCGUCAGUACUCUCUGCCUCAGCGAGAAUUCAUGCAGCAGCAUGUGAAGGCAUUAGAGGCAGCUGGCUUUGUCUACCGGAACCCCGCCAGCUGGUGGGCCUCGGCCCCCCUGAUCGUGCGCAAGCCCCAGGCCAAGGACGAGUUCCGAAUGACGAUGGACCUGCGGCCGAUCAACAGCCAGACUGAACAGAUCGCGUGGUCGAUGCCCAUGUUGGAGGUGGAUCAUUUGAGUGGCGCUUUCGCCCUCGACCCCAGCUACCAGGAGAUGUCCGUGCUGUUGGAGGACGUCAGCUGGUCGGUCGUGCACGACGACGACUGUUUGGCCAAGACCAAUGCCGUGCUUGGGAACUUGGUGGAGCUGUUUCACCCAGACCCCCAGCAGCGACUUUUUGUGUUUGCUGACGCGUCGGAAGGCCACUGGGGAUCAGUGAUCACGCAAGUGCCGCCCGACCAGUUGGACCGGGCAAUUGACACCCAGAACACCAGCCCAUUUGCGUCCAUCGCCGAAGCCCAGGUGGUCACCCCCGAGGACGUCUUGUCGGGAAUGACCAAGAACCAGAACGCCGUCCACCAGGCCACGUUCGACAGCCUGGAGUCGUUCUGCCAGUGGACCGGCAUGAAGGGCGACGUCGAAUGUUUUGUGCGUCGGUGCCUUCAUUGUGCCAGUGCAUCUGGCGGUGCGCCGCGCCCGCUUGCCCUCCACUCGACCACGCCGCCCAAUUGA
This is a messenger RNA of Aphanomyces astaci, 780 nucleotides long. RefSeq lists its product as hypothetical. The coding region runs from base 1 to 780 and encodes 259 amino acids. The record is from RefSeq and is a predicted model, not a curated record. NCBI's taxonomy places the organism in Eukaryota, Oomycota, Saprolegniomycetes, Saprolegniales, Verrucalvaceae. The transcript is spliced from 4 exons.